This is a messenger RNA of Arvicola amphibius (Eurasian water vole), 7516 nucleotides long. It is a transcript of the gene Eml6, whose product is annotated as EMAP like 6. Lineage: Eukaryota; Metazoa; Chordata; Mammalia; Rodentia; Cricetidae. The coding region runs from base 69 to 5825 and encodes 1918 amino acids. The record is from RefSeq and is a predicted model, not a curated record. Gene Ontology annotation, molecular function: microtubule binding. The transcript is spliced from 42 exons.
GGGAGAAGACAAGCCCUGGCUUGAAACACUUCCUGCUGGGAGCCUUUCCUCAUGGGAAGAUACCGAACAUGGCCUUACCAUGUGAAGCCUUAUCUCACAUGAGGAAGCUCAGGCGGCAACGCUGUCCAUCAUGCCUUGCCUUACACCCAGAUAAAACUCUGAUUGCAACUGGCCAAGUUGGGAAGGAGCCAUAUAUAUGCAUAUGGGAUUCCUAUAGUGUCCAGACGGUCUCCAUUCUUAAAGAUGUCCAUACACACGGUGUUGCGUGCCUGGCUUUUGACUCGGAGGGACAGCGGUUAGCCUCCGUGGGAUUGGAUGCAAAAAACACAGUGUGUAUUUGGGACUGGAGAAAGGGGAGACUUCUGGCCUCAGCCACUGGCCAUUCUGACCGGAUUUUUGAUAUUUCCUGGGAUCCGUAUCAGCCAAAUAGAAUGGUCAGCUGUGGAGUAAAACAUAUUAAGUUUUGGACACUGUGUGGAAAUGCCCUGACUGCAAAAAGAGGGAUAUUUGGCAAAACAGGAGAUCUUCAGACUAUCCUUUGCCUUGCCUGUGCCAAAGACGACAUCACAUACUCUGGUGCUUUAAACGGGGACAUCUACGUCUGGAAAGGGCUCACCCUGGUUCGAACCAUUCAAGGGGCACACAGUGCCGGAAUCUUUAGCAUGUAUGCUUGUGAAGAAGGCUUUGCUACUGGUGGGCGAGACGGCUGUAUACGAUUAUGGGACACUGACUUCAAACCAAUAACCAAAAUUGAUCUCAGGGAGACAGAACAAGGAUAUAAAGGCCUGUCUAUCCGGAGCGUGUGCUGGAAGGCCGACCGCCUCCUGGCAGGGACCCAGGACAGCGAGAUUUUUGAAGUGAUUGUGCGAGAGCGGGAUAAGCCAGUACUCAUCCUCCAGGGCCACUGCGAGGGCGAGCUCUGGGCCCUGGCCUUGCACCCCAAGAAGCCUCUGGCUGUGACGGGCAGUGAUGACCGCUCUGUCAGGCUGUGGAGUCUGGCCGACCACGCCUUGAUUGCCCGCUGCAACAUGGAAGAAGCAGUCCGCAGUGUCUCCUUCAGCCCAGACGGGUCUCAGUUGGCCCUGGGCAUGAAGGAUGGCUCUUUCAUUGUUCUCCGAGUCAGAGAUAUGACAGAAGUGGUCCAUAUCAAAGAUAGAAAAGAAGUCAUUCAUGAAAUGAAAUUUUCCCCAGAUGGUUCUUACCUGGCGGUGGGAUCCAACGAUGGCCCCGUGGAUGUCUAUGCUGUUGCCCAGCGGUAUAAGAAAAUAGGAGAAUGUAACAAGUCGCUUAGCUUCAUCACCCACAUCGACUGGUCUCUGGACAGCAAAUACCUGCAAACCAAUGACGGUGCUGGGGAGAGACUCUUCUACAAAAUGCCAUCGGGCAAGCCUUUAACAAGUAAGGAAGAAAUCAAAGGGAUUCCCUGGGCCUCCUGGACGUGUGUGAAAGGCCCUGAAGUGAGUGGGAUUUGGCCCAAGUACGCUGAGGUUAUUGACAUCAACUCGGUGGACGCCAAUUAUAGCAGUUCAGUGUUGGUGUCUGGAGAUGAUUUUGGACUGGUCAAAUUGUUCAAAUUUCCUUGUCUGAAAAAAGGAGCCAAGUUUAGGAAGUAUGUGGGCCACUCUGCACACGUCACGAACGUCCGCUGGUCGCAUGAUUUCCAGUGGGUGUUGAGCACAGGAGGAGCGGAUCACUCGGUUUUUCAGUGGAGGUUCGUUCCAGAAGCAGUCAGCAAUGGCAUGAUGGAGACCACACCGCAGGAAGGUGGCACCGAUUCCUACAGUGAAGAAUCUGAUUCGGACUUGUCUGAUGUACCAGAACUGGACUCUGAUAUCGAGCAGGAAGCUCAGAUCAAUUAUGAUCGUCAGGUUUACAAAGAAGAUCUACCUCAGCUAAAGCAACAAAGUAAAGAGAAAAACCAUGCAGCGCUCUCCCUCAAGCGGGAGAAGGCUCCCGAGGACAGCCUGAAGCUCCAGUUCAUACAUGGUUACAGGGGCUACGACUGCAGGAACAACCUGUUCUACACACAGACCGGAGAAGUGGUGUACCACAUCGCCGCCGUUGCCGUGGUGUACAACAGGCAACAGCACACGCAGAGGCUCUACCUGGGGCAUGACGAUGACAUUCUCAGCCUGACCAUUCAUCCAGUGAAGGACUACGUGGCCACUGGACAGGUGGGAAGAGAUGCCGCUAUUCAUGUAUGGGACACACAAAGUCUAAAGUGUCUGUCCUUAUUGAAAGGGUACCAUCAGAGAGGAGUGUGCGCUCUGGAUUUUUCAGCUGAUGGAAAAUGUCUGGUGUCGGUUGGUUUAGACGACUUUCACAGCGUUGUGUUUUGGGACUGGAAAAAGGGAGAAAAGAUAGCCACGACCAGAGGACAUAAAGAUAAAAUAUUUGUGGUAAAGUGUAAUCCACACCAUGUUGACAAGCUGGUUACAGUUGGGAUUAAACACAUCAAGUUCUGGCAACAAGCAGGUGGGGGUUUCACCUCCAAAAGAGGAAUUUUUGGAAGUGCUGGAAAAUUGGAAACGAUGAUGUGUGUUUCUUACGGGAGAGUGGAAGAUCUAGUGUUCUCAGGGGCGGCCACGGGAGAUAUUUUCAUCUGGAAGGAUGUGCUGCUGCUGAAAACAGUGAAAGCUCAUGACGGGCCCGUGUUUGCCAUGUAUGCGCUGGACAAGGGCUUUGUGACAGGUGGAAAAGAUGGAAUCGUGGAACUCUGGGAUGAUAUGUUUGAAAGAUGCCUGAAGACCUAUGCCAUCAAAAGGGCUGCGCUGUCAACUGGCUCCAAAGGCCUGCUUUUGGAGGAUAACCCUUCAAUUCGUGCCAUCACCCUGGGGCAUGGACACAUCCUUGUAGGGACAAAAAACGGAGAGAUUCUAGAAAUUGAUAAGAGUGGCCCAAUGACACUGCUUGUUCAGGGACACAUGGAAGGGGAAGUAUGGGGGCUGGCAGCGCACCCUCUCCUGCCCAUCUGCGCAACAGUAAGCGAUGACAAGACCCUUCGGAUCUGGGAAUUAUCCUCCCAGCACCGCAUGCUGGCCGUACGGAAACUUAAAAAAGGAGGAAGAUGUUGUGCCUUCUCCCCUGAUGGGAAAGCCUUGGCAGUCGGCUUGAAUGAUGGAAGUUUCUUGGUAGUAAAUGCUGACACUGUGGAAGACAUGGUCUCCUUCCAUCACAGAAAAGAAAUGAUCUCUGACAUUAAAUUCUCAAAAGAUACAGGAAAAUACCUUGCGGUGGCAUCCCACGAUAACUUCGUGGACAUUUACAACGUACUUACAAGCAAGAGGGUCGGCAUCUGUAAAGGGGCGACUAGCUACAUCACACACAUCGACUGGGAUUCUAGAGGGAAAUUGUUGCAAGUUAAUUCAGGUGCCAAAGAACAACUUUUCUUUGAAGCUCCAAGAGGCAGAAGACAUAUAAUAAGACCGUCUGAGAUCGAGAAGAUAGAAUGGGACACAUGGACCUGCGUCCUGGGACCCACCUGUGAAGGAAUCUGGCCAGCGCACAGCGAUGUGACCGAUGUCAACGCUGCCAGUCUCACUAAAGAUGGCACCCUCUUAGCCACUGGGGAUGAUUUCGGAUUUGUUAAGCUUUUCUCAUAUCCUGUGAAGGGACAGCAUGCAAGAUUCAAGAAGUAUGUGGGGCACAGCGCGCACGUCACCAACGUGAGGUGGCUGCACAAUGACUCUGUGUUGCUCACGGUGGGAGGCGCCGACACGGCCUUGAUGAUAUGGACCAGGGAAUUUGUAGGGACCCAAGAGAGCAAGCUGGUUGACAGUGAGGAGUCAGAUACAGAUGCGGAAGAAGAUGGAGGCUAUGACAGUGAUGUUGCCAGAGAGAAGGCCAUCGACUACACCACCAAGAUCUACGCCGUGAGCAUCAGGGAAAUGGAAGGCACCAAACCACACCAGCAGCUAAAGGAGGUGUCCAUGGAAGAAAGACCACCCGUAAGCCGGGCAGCUCCCCAGCCUGAGAAACUCCAGAAGAACAACAUCAUCAAAAAGAAAAAGCUGGUUGAGGAGCUGGCUCUGGACCACGUGUUUGGCUACAGAGGAUUUGACUGCCGGAACAACCUGCAUUACCUGAAUGAUGGUGCCGACAUCAUUUUCCACACAGCGGCUGCGGGCAUUGUACAGAACCUCUCCACAGGCAGCCAGAGCUUCUACCUAGAGCACACGGAUGACAUCCUCUGCCUCACAGUGAACCAGCACCCAAAAUACAGAAAUGUGGUGGCUACCAGCCAGAUAGGGACAACGCCUUCGAUUCACAUCUGGGAUGCCAUGACCAAACACACCCUUUCCAUGCUGCGGUGCUUCCACUCCAAGGGGGUGAAUUACGUCAACUUCAGUGCAACUGGGAAGCUCCUGGUGUCCGUGGGCGUGGAUCCAGAGCACACCAUCACUGUCUGGCGAUGGCAGGAAGGUACCAAGGUUGCCAGCCGAGGGGGUCACUUGGAGCGUAUCUUUGUGGUAGAAUUUCGCCCCGACUCAGACACACAGUUUGUAUCUGUUGGGGUCAAACACAUGAAGUUCUGGACCCUGGCCGGAAGUGCGCUGCUGUACAAGAAAGGGGUCAUCGGGUCCAUGGAGGCUGCCAAGAUGCAGACAAUGCUGUCCGUGGCUUUUGGUGCUAACAACCUCACUUUCACCGGUGCCAUCAAUGGAGAUGUCUAUGUGUGGAAGGAGCACUUCCUCAUCCGGCUGGUGGCCAAGGCCCACACAGGCCCAGUUUUCACGAUGUAUACCACCCUUCGGGACGGGCUGAUCGUGACUGGCGGGAAAGAAAGGCCGACUAAAGAAGGAGGCGCUGUAAAGUUGUGGGACCAGGAGAUGAAGCGCUGCCGGGCGUUCCAGUUGGAGACGGGGCAACUGGUGGAGUGUGUGCGCUCUGUGUGCCGCGGCAAAGGAAAAAUUUUAGUAGGAACCAAAGAUGGUGAAAUAAUUGAAGUUGGUGAAAAAAAUGCUGCUUCAAACAUCUUGAUUGAUGGACAUAUGGAAGGGGAGAUCUGGGGUCUAGCCACACACCCCUCUAAAGACAUCUUCAUCUCAGCCAGCAAUGAUGGCACAGCAAGGAUCUGGGACCUGGCUGACAAGAAACUGCUAAACAAGGUGAGCCUGGGCCAUGCAGCCAGGUGUGCGGCCUAUAGCCCCGAUGGGGAGAUGGUGGCCAUUGGCAUGAAGAAUGGAGAGUUUGUCAUCUUGCUGGUGAACAGCCUGAAAGUUUGGGGGAAAAAACGAGACCGGAAAUCUGCCAUCCAAGAUAUCAGAAUCAGCCCAGACAACAGAUUCUUAGCUGUGGGCUCUUCCGAGCACACAGUUGACUUCUAUGACCUCACUCAGGGCACAAGUCUGAACCGCAUGGGCUACUGCAAAGACAUCCCAAGCUUUGUGAUUCAGAUGGACUUUUCUGCAGAUAGCAAAUACAUUCAGGUGUCAACAGGAGCCUACAAGCGCCAGGUGCAUGAGGUUCCCCUUGGGAAGCAGGUAACUGAAGCCAUGGUCAUUGAGAAGAUCACCUGGGCUUCCUGGACAAGUGUUCUAGGAGAUGAAGUCAUUGGAAUCUGGCCACGGAAUGCAGACAAGGCUGACGUCAACUGUGCAUGUGUGACCCAUGCUGGCUUGAACAUUGUCACAGGAGAUGAUUUCGGGCUGGUGAAGCUCUUUGAUUUUCCAUGCACAGAGAAAUUCGCCAAGCAUAAACGUUAUUUUGGUCACUCAGCUCACGUGACAAACAUCCGUUUCUCAUACGACGACAAGUAUGUGGUCAGCACCGGAGGAGACGACUGCAGACCCAUGUCCCCACUAGUGCUGCCCUGGGACUGGUGAGCGCAUGUCACGUGACAGCUAUUUGGAAUAUAGCUGUGAGGAUCAAAAACGUGUAUUCGUAUGGCGCUGUCUGUAAACGCCAGAAGCUCGUGCGCUAUGCUGCUUCUCCCCAGCUACUUCCAGGCAGUGCAGAGGUGCCUUCUCCAUGUCAACCGCUGUGGGACACACAAGCUUUGAAUGCCAACGAGGUUGUAGGACUGUCUCACAAUUGGGACUUCACAAGAUGGUGAUGCCAAGGAGGAAAGUCAAGUCCUACAGUAUUAAGACUGUUUGCCUCUGUGCUGGAGACUAAAACCUACGCUCAUUAGUAACUACACUAACAACGAAAUCCUGGUGAUGUAGCCCACUGGCAAAAUUCACAGCCUCAGUUACCUAACCAAUAUGUAGCUUUUAAUUUCAUUAAGACUUUUACAAAGGUGUUUUUGCUAUUCUUUUUCUAUCUAUUUCAGGAAUGUUCACUGGACAUGAGAGUGUAAGUUAGAAGCACUGGAGUACAGAAGUAGACAGCUUGUUUGCCACAUUUAGCUUUCAAAACCAAAUGAGCCAUGUAUAAACAGUUGAAAAACUUAAUUUUUUAAAAAGUAUCAUUUGCAGUUUUCUAUCCAUUAAGUGCCUUGAAAGUUCCCAGUUGUGUCUCCUUUCUACACAUGGUGCUAAAACUUCCGGGCUGAGGAGGGCUAUGGGACUAGCAGACUCUGCCACUUGUCCUCUGUGUGUCUAGGGUUUCUAAAGGCCUCAGUCACCUGCUCAGAGAAAGUGGUAACGAGGAAGGUGAGAACUCAAUUCUGUAGGAAGUAGCAUGGAUUUUAUAUUAGUGCCAAAUCCUUCAAACAAAACGUCUAGAAGAUGUAAGGGGGCUUGGUAUGGGGGGAGGAUCUCCAGUAUGUCCAAGUGAGUGCGCUGAUCUGUCUUGCUAAAAGCCUGUGUUUGGUUUAUUCCCUUGGGAAGGGCUGGCUUGGCUCCAUUUGUUUCAGAUAAUCAAUGCAAGCCAAGUAUAGAUUUUAAAAUCUCUCUUGAACUAAUUCCCAACUUCAGUUUCUUGAAUUUCCUCCGUCACUUGUAGGAGACCCGAAAGCUCCUCAGCCCCGUUACGCCGAAGGCACUCACUGGACGCAGGCUGCUGGGAGAGACGCUCACUGAGUGCACAGCCGCGGUCCCUAGCUGUCUGCAGUUGUCAACUUCUUAGAGAAAGGGGGAAAUGAAGCAUUUCAGUUAAAGAAUAGAUUAUUAACAUUCCCCCCAGAAGUGCUCCAGCAUUCUGAAAGGAUUAGACUACUCAUUAAGCUAUUUUCCAUGCCAAUUUAUUAAUGCCUUACAUUAAUCCACUAGUAGGUUGUUGGGCCCUCAGUAGAGUCCCUAUGCGGCCCUAAUUCUGUUUCCUGUAACUGGCGAUGCUGAGUGAUGACCAUGUCUGCCUAUCUUGCACUACCGACCAGAUCCUGCAUUUAAAUAACCAUGUGGACGGACACCUGAUUAUCAAUGGUAUAUGUACAUGUAUAUUUGAAGAGCAAUAGUGUGAUAAAGACUUCUAAAAAUCUCAUUUGUAAAGUUUAUGUGGUGUGAUUUUAUGUAUAUUCAUAAAUCUUGCACUGUAUUCUGUUAAAAUGUUGGUGCAUGAGUUUAUUUUCAGUCGAGUAUAAAAGAAUUUAACACCUUUUGUUAUGGGUCAAAUAAAUUUCACUAUGUAAAUU